AUGCACGACAACCGCACGCACCCACUCCUCGCCCAGAUCCCACUGACCGUAUCGCCCUUCGUGAGCCUGCCCACGGCCGCCACGCUGCCAUACACCUACAAGCCGAUGCCAUCCUCCCUGCCGCCGUCCAGCAGCGGCAUCACCUCCACGACAGCGGCAGCGGCAGUGGCAAACGAGCCGGCAGAUUCGGGCUCCAACAAACCGCGCUACGUCGUCUCGGCCUCGGGCCACGCCGCCCACCCGGACGAUAUCAUGGCCUCGUGCAAGGCGCUGCAGUCGCACAUCUCCCAGAUGCAGGCGGACGCGGAGCGAGAGCUCAGGGAGCUCGAUGAGCGCAUCAGGGAGAGGGAGCUGGCCGAGAAGAGGCGGGUUGCGCCCGGCUGGCUUGACAGCGAGGUGAGGGUCUUAGAACCGGAGCGCAAGGUCGAGGUCGGCAGUCCGGGUCCAGGGCUCGAUGACGGAACUGUUGGGGCAAGCACUAGCGGUGAUGACAACAGCAACAGCAAUAUGGCCGGCCAGUUUGCGGAGAUGAGCCUCGCUGAUAGGCAAGGGGCCAGCGAGAUGGCCGGUGAUCUUGAUCAGGGAGCCGAGCUGGAUCGGGCUUUUGGCGGAAAAUGA
Molecule: messenger RNA, 618 nt
Organism: Truncatella angustata
Lineage: Eukaryota; Fungi; Ascomycota; Sordariomycetes; Amphisphaeriales; Sporocadaceae
Exons: 1
Coding region: 1-618 (205 amino acids)
Source: RefSeq, a predicted model, not a curated record